AUGCCAUUGGUUUUGAAGCCGUUGAAGUCGCUGGCGAAGCAGUUCGCACGGAUAUCAAAGCUGUCAGCUCGACACCCAGUCCAUGUCAUUCUUGUGACCGUCUUUGUAUCAGCAUUGGCGUAUCUGUCGGUGGUGCGAAGCUACUUUAAUGGGUGGCAGCUAGAUUCUAAGAGCAUUUUUGCCAGUAACACUGAUGCCCUACAAUUGCAGGAUGAAUGCGCGCAUUUCUAUCAUGCUAGCAAUUCUGACUCGUGGACAAAACUUUCAAAUGAUGAACUCGCGUCCGCAUCGUUCUCAGAGCACUACUACCUGAUGCAACUUGAUUUCAAGACGCCAAAUGAUACUCAAUUCCUGCCCGAUUUAUCCAACGUUGUUUUCGAAAAUGGCAGUACACGUUACGUGCUGCAAGCGGAUCUUUCCUUGCUCAAAGACCUGCAGGCAGGCGAUGGAACCACAUGGAGGCUCAGACCUCAUCGCUUCCGUCUCCAGGACACAAAUGCUGUGGUAGCGUCUUUUCUCAAAUCUGUCGUGGAAAAGCUGCAAGGAGCCGAGACUUUUGACGUCUUUAUUAUCGCAGCGGCCUAUGCGGCCAUGCUUUACACCUUUGUCAGUUUGUUUGUUGUUAUGAAGAGACGAACUGGGUCCAAAUUCUGGAUUGCGCUCUCUGCCGUGGCAUCCUCGACCAGUGCCUUCAUUCUCGCCCUUUACACCAGUCAGGUUCUACUCGGAAAAACUGUUACUCUUCUGAGUUUGAUCGAGGGUGUUCCUUUCAUCGUGGUCAUUGUAGGGUUCAAUCAUAAAGUGAGACUUGCUUCUUUCUUACUGGAUUACUUCAGAAAGCACGGUAUUUCCCAUCAGUUCGAUACUUCCGAAAUUGUGUAUCUCGCUGUGAAGGAAGAGGGUGGCCGUCUUCUUCAAGACCAUCUGUUGAGCAUAGUUGCAUUUAUCGGCGGCUCUAUAUAUGCACACGACCUUGAUGUCUUGAGGAACUUUUGCAUACUGGCAUCGCUCGUCUUGAUAUAUGAUUUACUUUUGACUUGCACCUACUACGCGUCUAUUCUUGGGCUGAAACUGGAAAUCAACAUCAUCCACCGUUCCAUUUUGAUAAAAGAAACAUUGGAAGAAGAUGGUGUUAUUAAAAAAACGGCGGAAUCUGCCUCCACUGCUGAUACUCCAACAAAAGUUACUAUUUUCACGUCGAACACUAGUAUCGUGUUGCUGAAACUAUCCGUUGUGUUAGCUUUUGUGGGACUCAACUUCUAUAGUUUUGGAGUAAGAUGGACGUACCAGACCGUUAGUGCCUUGUACUCUCGACCUUCUAGCCUUGUGCUGCCAAAUUUCAUUUCCCAAACCGUGAAGAACAACUAUCCUAGCGGGGUCGUUGUAUCUGUUGUGCCUCCUCAACAUUACCAACCUAUGAAGGUGUAUCUCCAAGUUGAGGAUUUGAUACUUUCCACCUUACGUUAUUUCAGUGUUGCGAUUCGUGAUAGACUGAUCAGUAAACUUGUCUUGUUUGCGCUUGUUACUAGUGCUUCAAUCAACAUCUACUUGCUAAAUGCUGGAAGAAUCCAUACCGAGUUUACAGCCAAGCAAUUGAAGCAAUACAGCGCGAAGAAGAAGACAGCAAUAAAGCAAAUUAAUCAUACCGCUCCGCAGGAUAGCAAGCUUUCGGCGUCAUCCUCGGUUACGUCGAUAGAAACCAACACCGCAAUCGAGGAUGACAGUGAAAGCGAACGCGAAGACAAAGUGGUCAGAUCUUUGGAUACGUUAGUGGACCUCAUGAAAUCUGGUGCUUUGAAGACCUUGAACAACAGGGAGAUUGCUACUUUAGUUGUUGGCGGCAAGUUGCCAUUAUAUGCUUUAGAGAAACAACUGGGGGAUACUCUACGCGCUGUCAUUGUUCGUCGUAAAGCUCUUGCGCGGCUCGCAGAUGCUCCUGUCCUUGAAACAAACCGUUUGCCUUUCAGACACUAUGAUUAUGACCGUGUACUUGGUGCUUGCUGCGAAAAUGUAAUCGGUUAUAUGCCUCUUCCUGUAGGCGUCAUUGGGCCUUUGGUUAUAGACGGCGUUCCUUAUCACAUUCCUAUGGCAACUACUGAAGGAUGCUUGGUAGCAUCGGCUAUGCGCGGAUGCAAAGCGAUCAAUGCUGGCGGUGGCGCUACCACAGUAUUAACCAAAGACGGUAUGACAAGAGGACCUUGUGUAAGAUUUCCAACCCUGGUCAGAGCUGGUGCUUGUAAGAUUUGGAUUGACUCUGACGAAGGACAGAACAAGGUCAAGAAAGCUUUCAAUUCCACAUCACGGUUCGCUCGUUUACAACAUUGUCAGACCGCAUUGGCUGGCGACCUACUAUUUAUUCGUUUCAGGACCACAACUGGUGAUGCGAUGGGCAUGAACAUGAUUUCCAAAGGUGUAGAACACGCGCUCAAAUUGAUGGUAGAGGAAUUUGGUUGGUAUGAUAUGGAAAUUGUGUCUGUUUCCGGGAACUACUGUACCGACAAAAAACCCGCGGCCAUCAACUGGAUCGAGGGUCGUGGUAAAAGUGUGGUUGCCGAGGCGAUUAUCCCUGGUGACGUUGUGCGUAAGGUGCUAAAGAGCGAUGUGAAAGCUUUGGUGGAGUUGAACAUUGCUAAGAAUUUAAUCGGUUCGGCGAUGGCAGGCUCAGUGGGUGGUUUCAAUGCGCAUGCAGCCAACUUGCUAACCGCGGUAUAUCUGGCGUUAGGCCAAGAUCCUGCACAAAAUGUAGAAAGUUCCAACUGCAUAACGCUAAUGAGCGAGAUUGACGGGGAUCUGCGGAUCUCAGUUUCUAUGCCAUCGAUCGAGGUUGGUACUAUAGGUGGCGGAACAAUACUGGAGCCUCAGUCUGCGAUGCUGGAUCUGCUUGGGGUCCGGGGGCCACACCCCACGUCUCCCGGUGACAAUGCUCGCCAGCUGGCCAAGGUUGUAGCUUGCGCGGUACUCGCCGGUGAACUUUCGCUAUGUGCUGCUCUGGCUGCCGGCCACUUGGUUCAAAGUCACAUGAUCCACAACCGUGGGAAGGGAGCAACCUCAGCCGUUACUGGUGCUUCUGCUAAAGCGGGAUUGCCUGCUGCCGGGGCAACGACGGCAACGAACGGUGACGUUAACCGUUUGAAAGAGGGUUCUGUCACCUGCAUCAAGUCCUAA
Molecule: messenger RNA, 3165 nt
Organism: Lachancea lanzarotensis
Lineage: Eukaryota; Fungi; Ascomycota; Saccharomycetes; Saccharomycetales; Saccharomycetaceae
Gene: HMG1
Product: LALA0S08e04632g1_1
Exons: 1
Coding region: 1-3165 (1054 amino acids)
Biological process (GO): isoprenoid biosynthetic process; coenzyme A metabolic process; ergosterol biosynthetic process
Cellular component (GO): endoplasmic reticulum membrane; peroxisomal membrane
Molecular function (GO): protein binding; hydroxymethylglutaryl-CoA reductase (NADPH) activity
Source: RefSeq, a predicted model, not a curated record